AUGACGGGUGGGGCGGUGGGGGAGAAGGCCCGUGUCUGCGGUGCAGCAGCGGUGGAGGGGUUGACCGAGGGAACGACGGGAGGAGCAGGUGGAGACAGAAAAUGCAAGAGUAUGAUUCCAGUGAUGAUUAUGAGUUGUGAGAAAAUGCUGGAAAGGUGGAAGAUUUAUGAAAAUAAAGAAUUUGAAGUGUUUGAAGAGUUUAGGCUAUUAACAUCAGAGAUCAUUUCAAGGACAGCAUUUGGAAGUAGUUACUUAGAAGGAAAAAAUAUAUUUCAGAUGCUGAUGAAGUUAGCUUUGCUAGUUUCAAGAAAUGCUCACAAAAUCAGAUUGCCUGGUAUCAGGUGUGUCCCUCCACUAGAUGGUCAUAGUCUUAUCGCUGUAUCUCAUAAUUGA
Lycium ferocissimum is the source of this 393-nucleotide messenger RNA. Its product is annotated as cytochrome P450 CYP749A22-like. The record is from RefSeq and is a predicted model, not a curated record. Lineage: Eukaryota; Viridiplantae; Streptophyta; Magnoliopsida; Solanales; Solanaceae. Bases 1 to 393 code for a protein of 130 amino acids. Gene Ontology annotation, molecular function: iron ion binding; heme binding; oxidoreductase activity, acting on paired donors, with incorporation or reduction of molecular oxygen. The transcript has 2 exons.